AUGCGAAUGUUGAGCCGUGUCACCUUUCUCGUGUGGAUAUGCUCCCAAACUACUGGGACGCCACGUUCAGCACGGAAGAGAACUCUGGAAGUACCUGACGAAGCUUUCGGUGUGGUGAAAGACGUCGAACUCAUACUGGACAAAGCAGUCAGAGAAGGCGAUCGUGUACUCGUGUUGACAGCAAAUGAGACUACUGGAGCUCUGAAGUCUAUAUGCCUGAAAACACUGUCGCUUCUGCCAGUGACUGUGAUGUUGGCAAGUGAUUUAAAAAAUUCCUUUGAAUUAUCGGACGAUUUCAAUGUAGUGAGAAGGUACAAAAGAGUGUGCGAAAGAGUUAGCAUUAAUUAUCUUGUGUUCUUCAUAGAUAUUGUGUCAGAGUCGUCUUUGCGUGGAAGCUUGCAAACACUAAUUGGCCACUAUUGCUGGAAUAAUAGAGGACGGAUAGUUCUGUUACGCACUGACAGAUCGACAAACUUCGGCGCUGCAAGGAGAGAUCUACGUUUGCUCUGGAGCAACUACGUUGUAAAUGCUGCAUCAGUUAUACUGUCUGACAGGUACAGUCCUAGGGUCCUGACAUAUAACGGAUUCUUGGAGGAGCAAACUGGCACGGGGUGGCUCGAAGGAGGUGAACUGUUUCCGGACAAACUGCAGGACCUGCACGGGCACGGGGUCAGAACGAGCAUAUUUCCAUUCUACGACAAGGUUGUUAGGAGUGGUGCGGAUACGUUCGCGGGGCCGGACGCGUGGGAAGUAGAGGCGGUGGUGAGCGCUAUGGGGGGCAGGACCGUGUUCCUACUGCCGAGGAGGUGGGAGGAGGAAUUCGUGGGGAUGACGGAGGAGCUGACCACAGGGCGAGCGGACGUGGGCGCCAACGGGGCGCAGCUGGGGACGGCGCCGUCCACGGACGCCGACGUGGAGGCGGGCGCGCCGCGGCGCUUCAGCUCGGUGUGCGCCGCCGUGCCGGCGGCCGGUGACGCCCCCGCCGCCCUCCACCUGCUGCGGCCCUUCUCCCCGCCAGUGUGGGCCGCCGUCGCCGCCGCCGCUGCCGCCGCCGCUGCCUGCAGGCUCCUCGUGCUCGCCACAGCCUCUCCACCGCCAGACGUGCAGGGCUGGGCGCUGCUGGUGGCGGGGUGUGCGCUGGACGCGGUGUGCGGCCUGCUGUGUGGCGUCCUGCCUGCCCGCCGCGGCGCAGCCGGCCUGGCGCAGCGAGUGCUGCAGCUGGCGCUGUCGGCGCUCUGCCUGCUGGUGUGCAGCGCUUUCCAGGGCUCGCUGACUGGCUACCUGGCACUGCCCGCCCAGCUGCCGGACAUAGACACGCUGCGCCAGCUGCGACUGUCCGGCCUGCGAGUCUUAUCUUUCCCGGGCACUGCAGACGCUUACCGCCACCUCGACCCGGACGACCCUCUGUUCGGGCUCGCUGACCGCCUGGUGGAGCUGGAGCACUACGGGCCCGUUAUGGAGCGCGUCAUUCAAGACAAGGUGGCGGCCAUGAGCACCGCGGCCAUCGGGCAUUACUUGGCAGCGCUGCCCGAGUACACACAAUCUGACGGUCGGCCGCUCGUGCACAUAAUGCGCGAGUGUGUUCUCAGUGCUGUGCCUGUCGUACACAGAAUGACGCCGGGUUGUCCGUUCCUGGAGCGCUGGAACACGCUGCUGGGCCGCGUUGCGCAGUCAGGCCUCCGCUCCAGAUGGCAAAACGCUGUGUCCCUGAGAAGGCGUCCAACACACAGUGCGGCGCCCAACGGCGCCACUGUGCUGCGGUUGCACCACCUCACAGGCGCCUUUCUCACUCUCGCCAUUGGUUCUACAAUUGCUGUUCUUGUCUUCUCCAUCGAGGUCAUAGUCCAUCGCCUCCAAUAUGCAUCUGCCCGUUAG
Schistocerca cancellata (South American locust) is the source of this 1875-nucleotide messenger RNA. RefSeq lists its product as uncharacterized. The record is from RefSeq and is a predicted model, not a curated record. The transcript has 3 exons. Bases 1 to 1875 code for a protein of 624 amino acids. Lineage: Eukaryota; Metazoa; Arthropoda; Insecta; Orthoptera; Acrididae.